ACAAUAAAAGCUGCUGUACCGGCAAACCAGGUAGGAAUGCACGAAAAUGGCGAUCCAGAGCUGGCGGGACUUCGCAACGGAAGAAGGAAACAAAAAGCCCUGGGGGAUUGUCUACGAAACGGUGACGGGUAAACUCAGGAGAGAAGAGACGAUGUUCACAUUGCGAAAGCCACAAGGGGAUACCUCCAACUGGCGGCCCACCGUAGCGGCGAUGCUGUCGGCCCUCAUACCCGACGAACCUUGAAGCGAAGCCAGUAUGAUUUCUAACUCGAGACACAUCGGCUAACCUAUUCGACAAGUCUGCUGAAAGCUUUCUGCUGAUCACGGAUUCGUUUGAAGCCAACUGUGACGCUCCUUUGACCAAUGUCCGCAGGUUCUUUCAACAUGAUCAAUGGUACUAGAGGAUUAAACGAACUUGCUGACUUUUGGUAGCCAAGAUAGUAAGCGUGUAGUGCCAUAGAUAAUUACUAUAAUAUAAUAGAAAAUCAUUCUAUGAAUAAUGGAUACUUGUUUUAGGAAUAUUAGUAUGCAUAGUCAUUUUAAAGAUAAUUGUUAUUACGUAUUGUUGUGAAUAAUUACUAUUAUUAUAAAUAAUUAUUAUCAGGAAUUAUAUGGAUACACGCAAUUAGUUUCAUGGCAGUAAGAGGAUUUACUGUUCCAUCUACUAAGAGCAUUAAGCUUCCACGAUGAAUAAUGGGGACCAUUCGAAGCAUCGCAGAUUGCAAAUUGAACAAUCGUUGAAACUAUUAGGACUAUUGAAGGUAUCAGGCCUUCAAUGAUUUGUAGGCCAAUAAAGCUACUCAGAUGUUCUACAAGUAUCUUACAGCUACUAGAAUUAAUAUGUAAUCUCGUAGAAACUUCUCGAGUAUUGACUAAAUAAUAAUUUCUUUCCAACUCACGUGUGCUGCUUCGCCAGCUACUUCACGCCGGAUAUAUAUAUAGAGUGGCAGAGAAUAUUGAUGAAAUUGUCUAAGGUGAGCAUUGAUCGAAUACUUUGACACAAGAAUUUAAAAAAAACUUGUUUAACUAGAGUUAACCAUUUUGUCAUGUGAACUUAUUGUUCAUGUGGUCAGCUAUCGGAUCCAACGUCAAAACAAGCUUACAGAAAGUUCACUGGAAUUAAUUCGCACGAUCAUGUUAAAUGUUUAAUCAACGGUCAUUCUCUGUUGUUCAAUCUCUAUUCGCUAUUACAAUAACCGCUAAUUACACGCCACUGGCCAACUAGACUGCUUACCCAAUGAAUUGCCAAUUCAUUAAACAUCGAAGUAAAUCACGUCCUAUAGAACAGUACCCAUGGCAAAUAAUAUUGAAAAGCUGCCAGGUGACACUUGACAUAUUGCUGUAUGAUAAUCAUAUUGACGAAUGAAUAGCGAUUAAUUCGAAUUAGGGGAUUAUUAGAAUGAAUAGCUGCACGUGAUUUAUGUCACUUUGAUUGCUGUACUUGGGGGAUGGCCUGAUGACGACUGUUUGGAGCUUCUAUGAAAUUACAUAAUGAAGUGUGUGUGUACCGAAUCUGUUGGAGUUUGUUGAUUAGAGACUUUAGCGUUUCUAGAAACUGCUUCAAGGGUGUCCCAGAAGAAAAUCGAAGAAUUUUAUCAGUACGUUUGAUAUGUCUUUAUGAAUCAAAAGGAUGUACAUUAUGAGUCUUGAUGCGUUCGUUUUUGAGACAUUCAUUUAUUUUAUAAUUUUAUCAUUACUUUAUUGGUGAAGAAGCCUAUCAUACUCAUGUCAUAAGCCUAGCUUACAUUCAUAUCAUUUCAUUCGUUCACCUUCGAUUUACGAUUACAAUACAAGUAUUGAUACUUUAAUUUAUUUUUUUAGCAAAUGACGAGCACAAGUCCUAUGGUUCAGGGGAGCAGAGGAAUUACAAUAACGAAUAAUAGAUGUUUGCGAAACAUUUUGUUUAUGACCUUCAUUAAUUAAUAAGAAAAUUUAUUCUCUUUCUUAAUCUGAAGGAUAAACAAGAGAAUUGAGAACAUUUUGAAUAUUUUGAACGACUUGAAUUAAUUAGCAAGAAUGUAUAUUAUGUUCCUUAAUCUAGAGUAUAAGUAACUGUACACAUGCAAACUUACCUUAUUUAACUGCACGCACAAAAAGUUCACGUUAUUCGACUUACCUGAAAGUAAGAAGAAAUAGAGAUAUUAAUGAGUUAUGUUUGACCGCAGACAGGUAAUGUAAAAAAAACGUCGAUAAAGCUCAAAUUGACUGAUAGUAAAACAGGUUUCUGAUUUAUCGUCAAUAGAAAACUACUUCAUGCGGAAUCUAUAAUAUCGCCUAAUCAGUAAGGAAGAACGUUACAAAUUUUCACGAAGAAUUGUAGAAUUUACCAACAGCGCAGCAGAAUUAAUUUUUUACAUAAAAUGAUGGGGAAAUUUGAAUUUCUUUGUAUCUUAUCAUUUUAUUUUUUUUCAGAUAUGUUUUAUUUCAUCUGCCAACCAUGUCUCCAAAUUUCUCCCAUUAUAAGUCAUGUCAAGGAAUUCCAUCCAAAGAUUACCGACAAAAUAGGGGUGGACGAUUAAACUAACACUAAGAAAUCAAAACAUCGAAUCAUCGUAAAUUACUGAAUAUCGAUGGAAUGAUUUUGAAGGGCUCUCAACGUAUACAUCGUGAAGUUUUAAUAGCAGUAUAAUUUAAGCAUUAUAUGUCAAAAUUUUAAGCCCAUUGAUUUGUAGGGUACGCGAUCUGCGUUUUAUUAUUACCUAUUUCGCUUCGCGAGAUGACCUGUGGGUACGAGUGCCGCAUAUAGACGGCGAUCACAUGACGACUAUUAAUUAUUAUCAAACUAUUAUUUGAUUUCAAGUUGAAGUACCAGGAUUCAAUAGAAUCUAAAAUUCCCUAAUGUAUAUAGGAAAAUUUUUGAAUUAGGCAAGCACCAAAUUGGUACGAUCAUACGAAAUUGAGAUUAAAUGUCAACUGGAAAUCUGCUGAAAUCUGACCGAUAAGUACUCGUCUGUAAAAAUAGCGAGACAUUCGAAAAAGUCGAAUAAAGAGGGGAAAUCAUUUUGAUGGCAGAGUCGAUCUGACGGAAGGCCAUCGCGGGAAUUUGGUGCGAUACGAGAGGCGCCCCCUGCGAUCAAUUCUUAACCGAGCGUUUACGAUACACCUGUGUUUACACGCUCACGUGCUAGCAAUCUGAACCUAGUCACGUGUGCUUGAAAAUCAAUACGCCGCUGAACUUGGUCGUGUAUGCUUGAAAAUCGAUACGCCGCUCAACUUCGUAAACCUAGUAAACCUCGGCAACGCGAAGUUGCUUCUACUUACGUAGCGGAGAGGACCGUCCAGGGAAUAUGUCUACGAAGUCGCUUUAGCGAGAACGAAGUCAACUUUAUUCUUCACCUUAGAAAAUAACCGUGUUCCAGGUUCUAACACAUGGGCCCCAAAGAUGCUGGUGUGGCAUUGCACUUUUCACGCCCACCAGUGCCAAGUGCCAACUCCUCCUCCACGUCGGUGGGUCCUGGUAAACGCUGGCUUGCCAGUGGCUAACGGAGCAAUGGCUAUCCUAAACACCUUUCCUCUGUCCUGCUCCUUUAUCACAACCCUUUCCUCGAGCUGUGACUGGUGGUUCCGGAAGAAAAUGCCGACUGUACAAGGAUGGUGAUGUGGCUUAAAAACCCACGCUUCCCGAGGAAAAGAGCAGGGUGGCAUCAUGGCAUAAAAAACCAGAGGGUCGUUGCGGGUUAAUAACCUGCCGGACCUACGUCAACAGCUUUGGCUCGGGAAGGGACAUGAUUUGGUCCCGGUCGCGAGGCUGGGAGGGGCAUUUUACUAAGGAGCCCGGGGGUCAUGACUUUUCCCUUCUUUCUCCUAUUUCUCCCCUUUCCCUUACCACCCAACUUCCAAUCCCUCAGGGGGCUGCGGACUCGCUGGCGAGUCGCAGUACGGGAAUGCGAUCCCGAGGAACCCUAGCUCAAAUACCGUAUUCCAUUGGUCAUGUCUCAAUGGACUGGGGGUCCUGCCUUCAUUGGCCGGACCGUGAGGAUGAUAACCUCUAUAAAAAAUCCCUAACCCUAAGCAGAGGUGCGCGGCGAUAGGGUACCUCGCAGUCGAGGGCACUGCAAGGUGGCUGAUGGGUGCGUCAGUCAUUAGCGGCCAACCCCGGGGUACCUGGCGACCCUCCGGUGGUAUUAGCCCUCUGCCGGUAAGCGGCUCUGCCGGUGGUGACAUCCUUUCCGCAAGACUUGGUGGCCCCCAGAAGCCUCGGUGGAUGAGGGCCGUACGGAUCAGAUGAUACGCACUUCAAAAAAACAAAAAAACAAAAAGGAGAGGAAGGAGGAAGUGACAAGAGGAAGGGAGGAAGAGGAGUUGGCUCCUGAGUCUGUGCAGGCAGGCGUUAAACAUACAACGCGUCUGCAAACCAGGAAGACGACGGACGAAGAAGAAUGGAGUCCCGUCAGGUCUCCCGAGGCUUCCGAGCUUGCGCAGAAGCCGCGCAAGGUCCCUUUUAAGUACUUAAUAGCGGACGUGAUCGAGAGAGCGGCAGAAGUCUUCAUGGGGGUCGAAACAUGUAACGACCUCGAUGAAACGGAGGCUGAAGCAUUCAGCAAGAAGGCGAUAACUAUAAUCAUGGGCACUAUUGAUAUUGUAGUAAAGUCACUUCCCAUAAUCUCGAUAGAAAGACGGUUGGAGGAAAUGGGUAUGGACAGUAAGACAAGGUGUCUCUGCGGGAUCGAGCAAAAGCUAGAGACGGUCGGUUCCACUCUAACAAGAGGACUAAAUGAGUACUUCAAAGACUCGAAUGUGGAGUGGGAAAAGGUGGUCUCCUCUGUCCUGAAUAAGAAAUGGACAGGGACUGAAGUUUCAGACCCCCAAGUGCCCAUGGAAGUCCCUGGAGAAGGGAAAGCGGCGGCUGCCAUGGAUUGGCAAACCGUGGGGGAAAAGGCAGCAGGGAAGAAGAACAAGAAGAGAACGGAGGAGAGACAGUCGAAGAAGAUAACUCCGGAGAUAGAGGAGAAGAGUUCGAGGAAAGCUCCAGAGCGAAGGUCAGAGAACAGGGAAAGAAGGAAUAAAAAGGCGACUCUUCCACGCCAACCGCGAACAUCGGCGGUAUCCAUAACGAUCAAGAAAGGAGCAGCUAAAUCUUACGCGGAAGUGCUGGCCACGGCCAGGGACAACAUCCACCUGACCGAGGUUGGCAUCGAAAGAUUAAAUAUGAGGAAGGCAAUGACCGAAGGGGUCAUAUUGAAGGUGCCUAAGGACCAAAAAAGGGAGAAGGCCGCCGCACUCGCAGCACGGUUGACCAAGGUACUUGACCCGAACGUGAUUCGAGUGGCGGCACCCUACCGGACUGCCGAAAUAAGGGUGCUCUACAUAGACAUCUCGGCCACCGCAGACGAGAUAAGAAAUAGCUUGGCGCAGAAAGGAGAAUGUAAGGCGGAGGACAUUCAGCUGGGAGAAAUUUGCAUCUCCAAAAACGGUCUCGCGUCCGUGUGUGCGCGAUGCCCAGUAGGGGCAGUUAGGAAACUGGUCCAGGCAGGCAAAGUGGUCAUCGGAUGGUCAGUACCAAAGAUUGAAGCCAUCGGACAAAGACCUUUCCAGUGCUUUAGGUGCCUGGAGAUAGGGCACCUGAAGAAGUCGUGCACCUCGAAAGUAGACAGGGAGAAUCUAUGCUAUAGGUGUGGCGUCUCUGGACACCGAGCCAAAGAAUGCAUCGCAGCGAACCCAAAAUGUCCGCUCUGCGAAGCGCUUGGGGCACCGGCAGCACACAGGAUGGGGGGAUGGUCUUGUGUCCCUCUAAGGAAAAGAACGAGAGAAGCUACCCGCGGACCCGUCACAGCAAGGGAACUAACCGAUGGGUCUGCGGUUAAAAAAGGGAACAAGAAGAAAGGCUCGCCGCAAGGAAUCCCUGCCUCUACACCUGCGAACAAGGAGCUUGGUGUGGAGGAGGCCAUCAAAGCCUUGCAUCUAGGAGACUAGACACAAGAUGCGCCUCCUCCAAACUAAUCUAGGACGGUCGAGCCGAGCGCAAAACUUGCUUUUCCAGACCAUCCGGGAGAGCACGGUCGCCCUAACGGUGGUGACUGAGCCGUACCGAGUGCUGGCCGCAUCUCCUCCCUUGAAAUUCCAGGGGUUAGCGCUUAGACGGAAAUAUAAACGUCCGAGAGCGCCGGUCUCGGAGGAUGAUGCAGUUGAACAGGCGGCCCGAGACGUUCGGGGGCCGCCGACGAAGAGGCGUGGGACCAGUGGCGAUUUCAGUUGAUCAGGAAGGAGCAGCAAAUUUUAUUUACCUUAUUUUAUUUUAAUUAUACCUAAUUUUCUUUAAUAUUUACUUUCUAAUAUUAUACUUAAUUUUGGACUGUUAGAUUCAUUUUAAAAAAUUAAUUUUUCAUUUUAGAGUAAUAAUAAAAUACAGCCAAUAAUAAAGCCCAUCGUCAACCCUUCCUCAGCAUGAUAUAAUCAUAAUCCCACGACUGUACAGCAUAAAGAUUAAAAACAUCCAAAAUGGA
This is a messenger RNA of Bombus pyrosoma, 6443 nucleotides long. RefSeq lists its product as uncharacterized. The coding region runs from base 4225 to 5913 and encodes 562 amino acids. The transcript is spliced from 2 exons. Lineage: Eukaryota; Metazoa; Arthropoda; Insecta; Hymenoptera; Apidae. Gene Ontology annotation, cellular component: cytoplasm. Gene Ontology annotation, molecular function: zinc ion binding; mRNA binding; translation regulator activity. The record is from RefSeq and is a predicted model, not a curated record. Gene Ontology annotation, biological process: positive regulation of cytoplasmic translation.